Molecule: messenger RNA, 390 nt
Organism: Dacryopinax primogenitus
Lineage: Eukaryota; Fungi; Basidiomycota; Dacrymycetes; Dacrymycetales; Dacrymycetaceae
Exons: 3
Coding region: 1-390 (129 amino acids)
Source: RefSeq, a predicted model, not a curated record
AUGUGUAUAGCACGUAUUGCCAAAGCUGCAGCUCUGCCUCCAGUGCCUGCAAAGGAGCUGUUCCACCUGGAGACUCCUGAGCCUGAGCCCAUUGAAGAAACCACCAAAAAGCCUGCCAACAAGAAGAAGCAGAAGGCAGUGUGCAGCUAUGUGCCAGCAAACCCCAAAAAAUGUGAGCAGGAGGAUGACGAGGACUUGCCUGGGCCAUCAACAAAGUGGUCCCGCCUUCCGGAGGCCAAGAUUGAGCUGCCAGUUGCACCACUCCAGAUGGCAGAGCACAAGAUGCUGGAGCUCUGGAAGAGCCUGCAGACAGCUCAAAAAGUGGUGAACACUGCAACAGGCUGGGCAGAUCAAGUUCAGACUCUCCUGGGGAGGGCUCUGACUGAGUAA